AUGAAGGGUCCAGCGGGCAAAGGUGCCUCUGCUGCCCGGGCAGGGAGGGAGCAGGGGCCCAAAGGAGCCACUGACCGGUGCGAGGACGUGGCAGUGGCGGUCGGCGCGGUGCUACGGCUGGUGCCGGAGAAGCCGCCGCUGCUCUGGGAAAGCAUCGACUGGCGGGUGAGGCUGGACACCAGGGAGCAGUUCCGCAUCCUGACGGCCAGCGCCAGGGACGUUAAGCAGCCCCCCAAGAGCCGAUUUAGCCGGCGGGUCGCCUUCGAGCGGGGGACGCUCUCCCUGCGCAUCAGCCCCGUCUCCAAGGCCGACAGCGGCGUCUACUCCGUGCACUUCGUGAACGCGUCGAACUUCGAGUUUUGCAGGCGCUUCUGCGUGUCGGUGCUGGCGCCCGUCUGCCAGCCGGUGCUGGAGGCACGCGUGGUGCACCGCGAGCACGGCUGGUGCAACCUCUCGCUGACCUGCGCCGUCCCCUGCGCCGGCAACGUCACCUACAGCUGGCUGUGGGCCGGGGCGGCCCCCGAAGCCCUGGGCCACCGUCGCUCCCUGUGGCUGCAGCUCCCCGAGGGCGCCAACGGCACCGUCUACCUCUGCAACGCCAGCAACGCCGUGAGCUGGGCCGCGGCCAGCACCGACGUCUCGGCGCUGUGCAGCCCCCCAGGGUUUUUCCCCGUCGAGCUGUGGUGGACGCUGGCCGCGGCCCUGGGGCUGCUGCUGGCCGUCUCCGUAGCCCUUGUCCUCGCCUGGAGGUGCCGCAGGAGGCCAGGUCCCACGGGAAACGCCGAGCAGCCGCUGACCAUCUAUGCGGAGGUGGGCAAUGCCUGGAGCAGCCGCAACCGCAAUGGGAGCAGCGAGGCCGCCAGCAUUGGAAACACCAUCUACGCCAUGGUCCACACCACGCCGGGGCCCAGCUGCCCUCGGGAGCCCGAGAGCCACACCAUCUACUCCACCGUGCAGGUCAGCAAGAGGUCCCCCUCUGCCAAGAGGAUGAGGAUCGAACCGUCUCUGAUCUCCACCGCCUACGUCGAGGUAACGGACCCAGUGGGGCCUCGGUCCCUGGGCGCCCGGGACGGCCCCAAGCCUCGCCCGCCCCGGGAGCUAACGUCUCCUUGCCGUUGAUCCUGGGUGCCGCUCGUGUGCCUUGGAGCAUCCUGCUCUCCUGGUUUCACUUCCAAGGCAGGAAUCUGCCCUCCUCGUUUCACACCUGGCUCUGUGCUGACAGGCAUGUUUUCCUUAAAUUUCUGCGGAGAAAAGCCCCUCGCAGCCUGGUGGGCCCGUUGCCUGCAGGAUGAGGGGCUGGAAAUGCCAACAGCCUCGAAGGGGGGACCCAAAGCACCACGAGCCCCUUGCAGAUGCGCUCAAAACCACCGGUUUUCUUGCAGCCUGCGGAGGCUUCGAGGCACUGGCGGGCUCCACCGCAGACCUCGCCUCCGGCUCCUGCGGGCCACCGCCUCUCCUAGCUGCCUCCGUCGCUUCGGCAAGGUCCUCUUCUCUUUACGUGCCUCUGCUCCCGGAGCAAAUGCCCGGAGAGGCCACCAGUGCCCCGUGGCUGCCCCGGGCAGAGCUUUCCGUGGGGGCUCACCGCCUCCGAGGGGGACGGAAAUGUCACCAACCAGGUUUUCCCAAAGGCUGCAAAGCCCAGCUGCACCUUGGAGGCUUCCUUCAGGGGAUGGAGAAGAGACCCGGCGACCAGGACCUCCCACCGGAGAAGAUGGCUUUGAAAUGCGUGUGAUACACGUGUCUAGCAUGAGGGUGAUCUGUUAUAUAUAUUUUUUUCCCUCCAGGUCUUGAUAGGUUCAACGCACUUUGGGGGUUUAGUUUUAGGUGCGAAUACAAGCUCAAGUGCA
This is a messenger RNA of Dromaius novaehollandiae (emu), 1847 nucleotides long. Its product is annotated as natural killer cell receptor 2B4-like. The coding region runs from base 1 to 1119 and encodes 372 amino acids. Gene Ontology annotation, molecular function: MHC class I protein binding. NCBI's taxonomy places the organism in Eukaryota, Metazoa, Chordata, Aves, Casuariiformes, Dromaiidae. Gene Ontology annotation, biological process: natural killer cell activation involved in immune response. The transcript is spliced from 8 exons. The record is from RefSeq and is a predicted model, not a curated record. Gene Ontology annotation, cellular component: external side of plasma membrane.